AUGUCCGAGAAGAGCAAGAAGUCCGGCAACCAACCUAAGCCACUGGACCCGAACGGAGAUGUUAUCCUGGUUGUCGGGAUCGAAAGCCUGGAAAAAUUAGGCAAGUUCCUCGUCUCCUCAAAAGCCCUAAGUCUCGCAUCUCCAGUGUUCAAGAAGCUGUUCUCAAAGUCUUGCCUCGAAGGAAGCAAACUCGAGGAAACCAAAUGCUUCGAGGUGCCCCUCCCGGAAGAUGACCCCGAAGUUAUGGAGAUAAUCCUUCGAGCCAUGCACUUCCUGGAUCCAAUAGUUGACGAGGACGUGUAUCUGGAUUCGGGGCUGCUGGCUGACAUUACCAUCCAUGCCAAUAAGUACGACUGCGUGAAGCCUCUCAGCUCGUGGGUGUCGAAAUGGUUGAACAAACCGCGGCUGAGAUCGAGUGAGGAGAUGAAGGCACUUGACUACGGGCAUAUGAUCCUAGCUUCUUAUGUUUUUCGCGAAGAGGAUAGUUUUGCUUUCUUCUCAUCUCAAGCCAUAAGGUCAAUGAUCCCGAAAGAUUUCGCUAUAUGGGAGGACACCGACCUGCUCCCACUGCUCCUGCUACCAGCAAAAAUCAGAGAUUCCCUGAAAUCAGGAAUAGAAGAAUUGAUGGACCAAAUGUUCGAACGGCUACAAACCGCAGAAACUCAGCUCCGGAUGCACAAAGGCGGCCAUUUAAUGGACGUUGGGUAUUGCGGUAAGUGCGAAAAGACCUACUUGGACAACCCUAAGAAAUGCCCCUCUUGCAGAAAGAUGCGAUUAGGGACCAAGUACUGCAGUAACGACUCGAGAGUGUCGUUAUAUUCUGCAGAACUCAAACGAGCCGGCCUACGACCGACCUCACCAAAACAGAUGCGAGCUCGCUCAGCGACAGCUCUUUACGAGCGGAUCAGCUCGCUGCACUCAUCUGUUAAUCACUACUGCCAGGCGGGGAUGGGUUGUCCGUUAGCGACGGAGCUGAGACUUUGCUCAAAAGAUUGCAAAGAGCUUUUGAUGAAGGUUCCGAGCUUAGAACUGGCUGACUUUCGUUGA
This is a messenger RNA of Aspergillus steynii IBT 23096, 1047 nucleotides long. RefSeq lists its product as uncharacterized. The transcript has 2 exons. Lineage: Eukaryota; Fungi; Ascomycota; Eurotiomycetes; Eurotiales; Aspergillaceae. Gene Ontology annotation, molecular function: protein binding. The record is from RefSeq and is a predicted model, not a curated record. The coding region runs from base 1 to 1047 and encodes 348 amino acids.